Nerophis lumbriciformis (worm pipefish) is the source of this 2715-nucleotide messenger RNA. RefSeq names its product 1-phosphatidylinositol 4,5-bisphosphate phosphodiesterase zeta-1-like. Gene Ontology annotation, molecular function: phosphatidylinositol-4,5-bisphosphate phospholipase C activity. Lineage: Eukaryota; Metazoa; Chordata; Actinopteri; Syngnathiformes; Syngnathidae. Gene Ontology annotation, cellular component: nucleus. Gene Ontology annotation, biological process: positive regulation of cytosolic calcium ion concentration involved in egg activation; intracellular signal transduction; lipid metabolic process. The record is from RefSeq and is a predicted model, not a curated record.
ACAGAGCUGAGUGAAACUAUUAAAGAUGUCCACAACACCUGUGCUUGUUCUCUCAAGCCAAGGGAAGAGUGAAGAUCAAGAUGAGGAAAAGCAAGGCCCCGUCCACCAGGAGAGGAGAAAUCCAGAACCUCUUUCAAAGUUAUGCCUUGGGCCAGGCGGUCUUACCAGCCUGCUCCCUGCUCAGGUUCCUACACAAGGAGCAGUUGGAGGUGACUGCCAACGAGGGCACGGCGGAGAGUUUGAUCGAGAAAUAUGAAAUUGAGGAGAAAGCUUCAGAAAGUCAGUGCAUGACCUUUGAAGGAUUCCUGCGCUACAUGGAGUCCAAAGACUGUUGUGUGUUUGACCAGGUCCACACAUCUGUGUACCAAGACAUGAACCAGCCGCUCACCAGUUACUUCAUCUCCUCCUCGCACAACACCUACCUAACAGGAGACCAGCUCGUAGGCAAAAGCCACCUGGAUGCUUACGUCUGCGCUCUGAGGAAAGGCUGCCGAUGUCUGGAAAUAGACUGCUGGGAUGGACCUGGUAUGGAGCCUGUAGUCUACCAUGGGUACACUUUGACCACCAAGAUACUCUUCAAGGACGUCAUCACCACCGUGGACCAGCACGCCUUUGAGGUGUCUGUUUACCCGGUGAUCCUGUCACUGGAGAACCAUUGUUCUAAAGAACAGCAGGAGGUCAUGGCCCUCUACCUCACUGGCAUACUGGGGGACAAACUGCUCAGUGUCCGCCUGGAUCACCCCACCACUGGAGACCUCCCUAGCCCAAAGGACCUAAAGUAUAAGAUCCUCAUUAAGAAUAAAAAGCUAAAGCCUCGUGCUAAGGUAGAGGGAGUGACAGGGACAGAGGCAGACGAGAGUGGAGAUGAGGGCGAGGAGGAGGAGGAGGAGGAAGAGGAGGAGGAAGAUGACGAUCUACAGAGCAGACUUAAGUUUUGGUCUCCCAGAAAGAUAGUCAAAAAGAAGAAGGUGGUGGUGGCGGACGCUCUGUCCGACCUCGUCACCUACACCGUGUCUGUCAAGUUCAUCAGCUUCAGCCAUUCCAAAGACAGUCAGAACUACUGUGAGAACACGUCGAUGGCGGAGAAAAAAGCCCGCAAGCUGGCCAAAGUUACAGGUAAAGACUUUGUUCACCACAAUCAGAGGUUCCUCAGCAGGAUUUACCCAGCAGGCUCCAGGACGUCCUCCUCCAACUAUAACCCUCAGGAGUUUUGGAACGUCGGCUCGCAGCUCGUGGCACUCAAUUUCCAGUCCCUGGGAUUGCCAAUGGACCUUAAUGAUGGCCGUUUCCAGGACAACGGGGGCUGUGGGUAUGUCUUAAAGCCUGCAGUGCUCAUGUCCAGUCAGAAGAGCUUUGAUCCUGGCGGCAAUCAGCGCGGCGUGCAACCAACACACCUGCUGCUCAAGGUGAUCAGUGGCUCCAACCUACCUGUUCCCAGGAGUGGCAAGGCUCUGGACCCUUUCGUCAGAGUGGAGAUUCACGGGAUUGCAUCGGACUGCAACAGAAAAACCACACACACUGUCAAAAACAACUCUCUGAACCCUUACUGGGACACAGACAUGAACUUCCGCCUCAGCAUCCCCGACCUGUGCCUGGUCCGCUUCUCCGUCCGAGACCAGACCGGUUUCCUGUCCAGCGACUUUGUGGGCCAGUACACGCUGCCAUUCUUCAGCAUGAAGAAAGGCUAUCGCUGGGUACCUCUACGGUCCCGAGACGGAUGCAGCCUGGAUCCAGCAUCUCUUUUUGUUUUUGUAUGGUACUCCUAAAAACAGCUCCGUAACACUUUGCCAACAGAGAGGCAGCUCAACAACAAUCAAAUGGAAAUAAAUUCAAAAGAUCCAUGAGCUAUAUAUUGUUGCAUGUGCUGCAGGGGAGGGGUGGGGGGGGGGUAGGACCAGAAGACUCCAGCGUGGCUGAAAAGCAAAGAAAAGCAGCUCGUCUAAAACUGAAAAAAUCCCUGGAGUGAGAUUGUAGUUUCCUGUGACGAAAUGAAUAUUUGAUGCAAGUUCAGUUGUUUUCCCUCUCAGAAGAAGAAAUCUGGCUGAGAAGCCAACAUGUGACGGCAGGUUACAGUAAUACUCCGCUCGGUGGAAAAGUGGAGCUGCUUCUCUCCCACAUGAGAAAUCCUGCAGGGAAUAAUAUAAAUAGCCGUCACAGAGGUGUACAUUAUUGAAGAAGAGUCUAUUUUCGUCCUGGCUCAUCACUAAAUCCAGUAAAUGAGACAGGGAGAGAGGAUGGUUUUGGGGGGUGUGUGUGUGGGCCAGGCCUGGGCAAUUAUUUUGACUCGGGGGGCCAAAUUUAGAGAAAAAAAUGUGUCUGGGGGCAUAUAUAUAUAUAUAUAUAUAUAUAUAUAUAUAUAUAUAUAUAUAUAAAUUGUUGCGUUUGGACCAGUUGUUCCUCCCAGGGAAUUCAAGUUUCUGGUCGCUCCCAAGCUCUUUACGACACUUAAAGCUGAGUAGAAGAACCACCAGAGACAGAAUAGGUAUUUUGUAAUAUAUUUGCAAAGCUCUGUAAAUAUAAUGAGACCAGUCCAGCAUAGAACAUUCAAUCGCGCAGCUAAGAUGGUCUUCCCUCAAAUAUGGAAACCUUCUCUCCUAUAAAGUCUCUCUCCCUCCCACCCUCGCUGUCUUGUCUUUCCAGCCCAAACACAUGCCCAUUGUCCUCCGCAGCUGGACUCAAGAAGAGAUAAAAGAAGGAGUAUCUCUCCUCCUUACA